AUGAGUGCGUACGCGCGAGAGGGUAGCCCGUAUGGGUUCGAUUCCUCCAGAAUGUCACCCACCGCCACAAGUCCUCGUGGAAAAACCUUUGUUGAAGGUUAUCGCAGCGAUAUAAUGAACGGUUUCGAGAAAGAACACAGACUUUACAACCCGAUGAAUCCUGAUCGACCACAAAGUUCUGCGCUCGUCGACCUCAAAGACCCUAUCCAAGUACAUCUUCUCACCGAAACCGCCCUUUCAGACAGCAAGGAAUAUGAAAUCUUGUCGCAAGAAGAAGUCGAUGAUCUGAAGAAGCAGAGCCAGUCCUUGUCUCAGCGUGUCGAGUCAACUCGACAAAACCUGACUAUCCAGUCCAAAUACCGAGAUGCAGCAAUUUCAAUGGCGAGAUUAUACAAUCCUGGAAAGUUGGAUGGCAAGCGAAGGAGCCUUCUGGGUCGCAACAGUGGUGACCACGCUCGCGCAAAAGAAGCCGAGGUUGAGAGGCAGGCGAGCGAGCGAAAAUGCGAGGAAUUAGCGGCAGAGCUCUUUAAUCUCGAGAAACGGCUCAUGGAGCCUCAACGACGUCUACUGGAACACACUGCCGGUAUUCUUCAACUCACACACAAAGCAUCGAAUAAGAAGAAGGAUACGACCCCUACACUUCAGCCAAUCAAUGGCAUGCCUGGAAGUCCAGAGAGCCUAUAUACGUAUACCCGCAACAGUAUGGACCGCGCAGGCGAUGAGAACUAUUUUCACGAUGAUACCUUCUACGAUCAAGCGAAAGGAAUGUCGACCAGAGGACCCCCUCAACGCCAGCAACCUAUCGAGAUACCGCUCAAAUCGCCAAUUCGAGAACAGCACAGCCAGCUGAAAGAUGAGAUGGAGAAGAUUAAGGAUGAGAACCUGCAUCUCAAGGGUCAGUCUGAUUCUUUGGUUACGUCGAUAACAGAGAUGGAAGCUCGGCUGGAGAAUCUGAACGGCUCAUUACGGGAUGCGAUUGUUCGCUUCAACCCCUCCAAAAAUGAGGAUUACUAUGACCCUCCGUUCGGCGUGCCAGGGAUGAAGCCAGGAGAACUUCUCAACAACCAGAUGGACUAUCUUGAGAUGGGUCUCAACGCCAUUGAGGUCGAACAAGAGUCUUCUGGCGAACAUGGCAAGGUUGACAGCUCUAUCGAUAAACGCAUCGAAUCACUAAACCAUCAGGUUCGAGAUCUAUUGAUGACAGUGGACCCCGAUUACCCAGCUGCACCUCAGUCCUCACAAGACGGUAUCGAGGCGAAACUCGACUAUCUCGAGGAUGCACUACGCGCCGCAGACUCGGAGCUAGAACGUGCUAUCCAAACUGCUAGAUCGGGCACGCCAGAGAAGCAGGACGAUGAGCAAGUGGAGCGAAUCCUUAUGAACCUCUGGAAUAUGAUGCAAACAGGCUUCAGCAAGAUCAAGAAGGAGAAAGAGGAACGACGAAGAGCCCGCAUGGAUAGAGGCUACGAAGACGAAGAAGUCUCUGACGACGAGUUCGAUAUCGACGAGGCAUUUAGUCUUCCUGGAUUCUCCAACCGGGUCCAAUGGCUAUACUCACAAGCCACUACACUUAAGGAUCAAAAGUCUGUACUCAAGCGACAGAUUAAACAGCAGCGAGAACUCAACAACAAGUCAGACGCCGAAAAGGACGAGGAAUUGGCGAGAAAGCAGGACGAGCUGGAUGAGACACAAGUCUUGUUGGCUCGAGCCGAGAGAGAUGCCAUGACUGCACAAACCAUGCUCUCUGAGGCGUUGGAAGAACUUGAAGGUUCCCGUAGCACUGCCAAUGUCGGUUCUUCAAGGGCUGAAUCCGAGGAAAGCACUAAGAAGGUCGCUGAGUUGGAGGCUGAGCUGAAGCGUCUGCAAAGUGAUCUGGCUGGCGCAGCGGGUGCGGCAGGCGCGGCACAUGCGCAAGUUGAAGACCGAGAAGGAAAGAUCAGCAGCCUGGAGAAGGAGCUCGACCAGGUCCGAUCUGAUCUUGCUGAUGCAACAACUGCCGCAGCCGCAGCGCGGUCUCAAAUCGACGACCGAGAGAGCAAAAUCACCGCUCUCGAGUCCGAGUUGGCCUACCUUGAGACAGCUCAGAGCGAGGUCGAAGAGCGCAACAAGAAGAUUGCUGUCCUCCAGGCUGAGCUUGAACAAGCUAAUGCUGCUCACGCUCAGAUUGAGGAGCGCGAUGCCAAGAUUGCCGCCCUUCAUACCGAGGCACAGGAAGCCAAUACUUUCAGGGAUCAGGUUGAGGUGCACACUGCUACCAUCGCCACUCUCAAGGCUGAGCUGGAGAAGACCAAUGAUGUUGAAGCUCGCCUUGAGGAGCGAAAUGCCAAGGUCGCUCGUCUCGAGGCUGAUAUGGAGUUGCUCCAAACAGACCUCGUGGGCGCUGCAGGUGCUGCAGGAGCCGCUCAAGCCCAGCUCGAGGAGCGAAACAACAAGAUCACGGCUCUUGAGGCUGAUGUCAAACAGCUUGAAGAGAGACUGGUCGCUGCCGAAUCUUCCACCAAUAAUACUCGUAACCAGUUGACUGGUGUCGAUUCAGUAAUUGAUGCUCUCAACGCGCAGCUCGAUGAAGUCAACCGAUCCAAGCAAAUGGCCGAGGAUAACGCCAGGUCCCUGCAACAACGAGUCGAUGGUCAGAAAGAGGAGUUGGUAGCCAAGAAGAAACAGCUCAAAGAGAAGGAGGAUGAGCUUGAACUUCUCAAUAUGAACUUUGUGGAGACAAAGACAGAGCUCACCAUUGCUCAGGCUGAACUAGAUGGUGCUUACGGGUCCCGUGCAGAGAGGGCUGCCGACGUGGCAGCGAUCAAGACCAGCGGCGAGGUGAUGAAGCUCCAGAACCAGCUCACAAGGCUCAAGAAUGAACUGGCUGGAACUGUUCAAGAACUCGAGGAUGUCACGAAGGAGACUCUUAGUGCUGAACGGGAGAAGAUCGAGCUUGAGAACAAGCUUCAAGAUGUUCAGGUUGUGAGAAGGCAGCUUGAAGGCGAAGUCACGUCGUUGCGCAAACAGCUUGAGGCAGACAUGGAGAAGGCUCGCGAGCAUAUCACUAAGCUUCAGGAAGACCUCGACAGCGAGCGUCUUAAGGCAAUCCCACCAAACGGCGGAGUCGGCAGAGGUGCUUCCAUGCUGAGCGAGCAAUUCAGAGCUACCAUGCGUGAGGAGAGAAAGAAGUUCCAGGAGAAUAUCAAGGAGGAGCGUGCUCGAACCCGCCAGCUUGAAGAAGAGCUUGCCAAAUUAAAGCGCAUUCAAACGCCGACCAAAGUACCUUCAAGUCCUCAAUGA
This is a messenger RNA of Fusarium coffeatum, 3279 nucleotides long. RefSeq lists its product as uncharacterized. The coding region runs from base 1 to 3279 and encodes 1092 amino acids. The transcript has 3 exons. NCBI's taxonomy places the organism in Eukaryota, Fungi, Ascomycota, Sordariomycetes, Hypocreales, Nectriaceae. The record is from RefSeq and is a predicted model, not a curated record.